Paramormyrops kingsleyae is the source of this 3451-nucleotide messenger RNA. The record is from RefSeq and is a predicted model, not a curated record. Lineage: Eukaryota; Metazoa; Chordata; Actinopteri; Osteoglossiformes; Mormyridae.
GUACGGUACAGGUGGCUUUAUCAGCACUGAGUGACGGAGCCGUGAUCGGAUCUUCGCUCCGAGGUGUGCAAUUUCAUCAAGGACAAUAAGGGGGCGUAGUUGCUUCCUGUUCUACCAAGUGAACGAUGAAACUAAAGCGAAAGGGAAUGAAACAACACACUUGAUGCGCAGAUAAAUAACGGUCCUAGUGGGCGACGGAGUGAACUGGGCCUCAUCGGCAGCAAAAAAAGGAACUUGGCGAUUGCCGGUUUAAGACAUUUCCCUCGCCCGCCUGGAAGGGGCCAGCGAAAUGGCGCUGAGCUCCGGCGGGUGGGCUCCCACGCCUCCGCCGGCCCCGUCUCCUUCCCUGUCUGGGUUCGGGAGUUCUCGGGCCGCUUGUAGCACCGUGCUGAUGUCGGUCCGGGUUUCGGUGUGCCACUCCGGGAUCCGGCCGCUGUGUUUGCCGGGCGCAGGGGACGAAUCUCUCCGUCUACAGCUGAGCAUGAUGCCGGGCAGGGCAGGAGAGUUCCGCCUAGCACUGCGGGACGCCAGUGACACUGGGACCGGGCGCAGCGUGUCCAUUGCAGAGUUCGACCUGCGCAGUGUGAAGUAUGAGGUCAAGUCUCCGCGCUGUCACGAGCUCUGCUUGGCCACGCCUCCACAUGACCGCAUCAGCUUCAACUUCCGCUGCGAGAAGGAGGCACAAGAGUGGGCUACCGUAGUGAUGUCAUCCCUCCGGGAGGCACACAGAGUGGCAGUUUCUCAGCCAGCAGAAGAACAGCAGCUCCAGCUGGAACCUCUUGAACCCAGGACUCCGAUGUCACUACCCCGGACAGAGGACCUGUGUCUGGAAUUAUCUCAGGCCAUCGAAGCUGGCGAUACCCAGGGUGCCGUGCAGUGUGCCUCCACCCUGGCUCACCAACAGGUGGCGCUCAAGAUCCAGCUGUCCGAGAAGAGCUACACCGACGCUGAAAUUAACCUGGCUGUCGUGGUGGAGGAUGCCUCUUCAUCCUGUUGUGUCACGGUGAAAGUCUCGCCCCAAAUGACCAUCGCAUCCCUGAAACAGCAGGUCUUCCUCGACUAUGGCUUCCACCCACGGGUGCAGCGCUGGGUUAUGGGCCAGUGCCUGUGCACGGACCCACGCUCGCUGGCCUCCUACGGCGUGCGUCGUGACGGCGACACCGCUUUCCUGUACCUCCUGUCGGCACGCCAGGCCCGCCUGACCCGCCAGCUAUGCCAGCAGGACCAGGAAAGUGCCCUGCUGGCAUCGGCACCCCCCGGGAACGGGCCCGUGUCACAAGACUGGAGGCCCUACAGCACACUGCCCUCCAGGCUGUCCCAUGGGGGCACUGGCAGCGCUGCGAGUGGGGUAGAGAAACUCGGCAUUGGUGAAAUCCGAGAACUCAUCAACCUAGAGAUGCCUCAGCUGAAUGAAGCAUUGGGCUCUGGUGUACAGCAAGGUUGGUCCUGCCCCACUUGUACCUUCAUCAACAAGCCCACACGGCCUGGUUGUGAGAUCUGCAGUGCGGACCGGCCCGUUGGAUACACAGUGCCCGGGGGGUACCAACCAGACCCACUAGAGCUGCGACGUAUCGAGAAGGAGAAGGAGGCUGUCCGGCAGUAUCAACAGGCUAGGGAAGCCGAGAGAAGGGAGAACUUUGCCCGGCUGGUGAUGAUGGAUGGGCAGGACCUGGUGCCAAACCCGGACAGCGUGGAGUGCAGAAUCUGUUACCUGGAGCUCCAGCCGGGGGAAGGCGUGCUGCUCAGAGAGUGUCUGCAUUGCUUCUGCAAAGAUUGCCUGCGCUCCGUGAUCCUGAUGUGCGAGGACCCUGAGGUGGCCUGCCCAUAUCGAGAUGACGCGUAUGCCUGCGACAGUGUACUGCAGGAGAGAGAGAUCCGGGCAGCGUCCGCUUACCACCCCAAUGCCUCCACUUCUGGCAUCACUUCAUCCUCGCUGUGCCAGCUAGUGACGGGGGAGGAGUAUGAGCGCUGGCUCCAGCGGGGACUGUCCGUGGCAGAGUCGCGCUGCAAGAGCAGCUACCACUGCGCCAGUCCCGACUGCAGCGGCUGGUGCGAGUACGAGGACACGGUCAACAGUUUCCACUGCCCUGUCUGCAAGAGGCAGAACUGUCUGCUCUGCAAGGCCAUCCAUGAGGGAAUGAACUGCAAGCAGUACCAGGAUGACCUUUCUGCCCGCGCCAUCAAUGACUCCGCUGCCCGCAGGACGCGUGACCUCCUAAGGACCCUGGUCCAAUCCGGCGAGGCCAUGCACUGCCCUCAGUGUGGCAUAAUUGUGCAGAAGAAGGAGGGCUGUGAUUGGGUGCGAUGUACUGUCUGUCACACUGAAAUCUGCUGGGUCACCAGGGGCCCACGCUGGGGGCCUCGGGGGCCGGGCGACACCAGUGGAGGCUGCCGCUGUAAUGUCAACAAGCAGCGCUGCCACCCAAAUUGCCAGAACUGCCACUGAGAGGGUGAGACAAACAGACAGACAGGCUAACAGGCCACCCAGAAACAAGGGCAAGAGGAACCUGUCUACAAUGAGCCACAACCGUUGGCUAAGUCUGCCUGUCAAUCAGAACCUGAGAAUUUUCACACCUGGACAAAGCUAACAAACUCACACAACAACCUCUUCAGAGUAAAAGCACCUAUUUAGAAAAAGCCAUCUUUUGGUCGAGGUAAUAUUAAGUACUUCAACUAUUUCUGCUCAGGGCUAAUGUGCGUAGCUAUAAACAGUUACAGAACAACCAGGAUUUCCUCACACUUUCUUCCAUUAGCCACUUUUACACUGUGUUCUCCUUAACUGAACAGCCCAGGUACCCACCGAUUUGCUAAUUGCUGCUAAGUGGGUUUUUCUCCGCUUGUAAGAAAUCUACAACUGCCCUUACGGACCGUCCACACUUCCAUUGUGCCUUAUUGACCCAUGUGUAGCACUAAGCAAUUACCCCACUCAUGUAAAUGUGGACAAACCAUGCAAGACAUUGUGCUGUUUUAACUGACAAGGAGUGAAGAGUUAAUAAAUAAAGUUUGUGUUUUGAAAAAUAUGUGGUGCAUGCAUGUAACAGUGUUACUUUGGAAUCCAUGUCUGAGGUCCUGUGGGUUCGGCAUCUUCCAAAGGACGAUUUUUUUUUUCUGCUGGAUUCACCAGAACACUCCCAUGCACAGAUACGUGUGACCUCAGUGGCCGGGGCAUAGCGCCCAAUAUUGCGCACCGGGCAUUGUAGUGUGACCUGCCCCCCCUGCCACCCCCGCAAGCUAACUUACUUUACUGCAACAUAUUUACUCUUUGGCACUUAAGGUUCAUUAGUUUUCUGAAAAGAACAGCGGUUGCCUUGGGGCAAGCCAAACUGUCUUUUAUUAGUAUACAUGGUAUAUUUACUUGCAUUUACAUUUUCACUAAUAAGAAUGUUCUUUUUACUAGUAAGAACUUGUGACGAGUAAGCCGUAUACUAAUAAAAGACAAUUUGUCUUGUCA